AUGGGCAUAAAGACGACUGUUACCUGGACAACCGGGAUUUUGCUUUUGAGCCUAUGUCAAGGGCACCCUGGGAACUUCACAUCUAAAAGAGAAACAUCGGUCACUUUACCAGAUGGCCUCGAAAGCUUAGUAAAACGAGCGGCAAAGGAAGAAGUUCCAAACGAAUCACCUAAACAAAAGAGAGCGGCUGCGUCGAGUUUAUUAGCACUAGCAGAUUCAGAAGCAGGCAAAGAGAUAGCCAGGGGAAUUGGUCAAGCUGCAGGCGCUAUUGUUGGAGAGAUCGGCAAACAAGUGUUUGGCGCAAGUGGCAAGGGAGAAGCAUUUGUAAAGAAUGUCGAGAGUUCCCUUAAACAGGAUAAGGUUUCUGGAGAGAGAGCAAAGGCUACAGCUAACACUAUGAAAUACAAAAAGGCGGAAAUUAACAUAAUUCCAGGCAAAGGUUUUUUGGAUGCGACCGGGUAUGCGCCCCCUGGUGUCAAAAUAACAACAAAUUUCGACAUUGACAAGAGUGAUAGACGGAGUCAAGAUAGUAACUCUGGCGACGCUUACACGUACUCACAUGGUAUCGGUCCUGCCCUUGUUAACGGGUGUUUUCUCAGAAAUUAUGCACCCGGAGACCCCUGCUACGCUUUUAAAAGAAUGUCAACUUUGUGCUUGAACAUGCUAGAUGCCGCUGCAUUUAUUGGAGUUGGUUUUGAUGGACGUGGUGAUGUGACGCAGGAAUUCCGGAAGAAGUCACUUGUACAAAGACAAUGCAAAAAUAAGGGCAGCUUCAUGAACAGUGAUAUACCUGACACAAUGAAUGCUGUUGGUAUAUACGACACUGACGUUAACAGUCGUGUGUUUACGUCACAAGAUAGUUUCCGACACUUUCUAGAAGAGAGUACGUCCACAUCUUCUUACAAAGGAUCAUUUCAGGAAGCAAUAAACAGAAAUUAUGGCACCUCAAUAUCUGGCAGAGGUGGAAGAGGUUUUCUUUCAGCGUCCGUUUCUGGAGGGGCCCAGAGUUCAGGGAGCAGCAGUAUAAACUCCGCAAAUUCGCAAGAUUCAAAUGGCGGGUCAAGUGCUAGAGGAUCACAAAGAGCAGGGUCUUCGAGAGUGUUUAUGUCAUACCUAGAAAUGAAUAUUGUUAGGUUUGAGAUUUUCAUGGAUGAAGUGACACCUGGUGAUCUAAGUCAGGCACUUUUGAAGGACUACUUGAAUCUGCCUACGUCAUAUUUUAAAACUUCCUCCGCGGUCAUGAAAUAUCAGAACUUUUUACUGAGAUGGGGAACACACUUUAUAAAAUCAGCAAAGUUUGGAGGAAGUUUAAAACUCUCAAGGACGAAAGUAAUGUCGGAGAAAGAGACCGAAGAGCAAUUUGCCACAGCUGCGUAUUCUGAUAUGCAAUCUCUACUAAGUAACUCCUUUGCAGCUCAAUCAAGUUCUUCUCAAGGUUCAGCCAGUCUUGGACUUUUUACUGGUGCACGUUUACAAGCAAGUAGGAAUACAAAGGAACAAGAAAAUAAGAAGCAAAGUGCAACAAAGGAGACUUCUUCUUCCUCUAAAAAUUCUGCAAAUGAACAAAGGACUGCUCAAAAUUAUGCGAACUCGUAUCUGUCAGUUGAGGGUGGUGACGAGGAAAUUGCAUCAAUAAUUAGCGACAUGUAUGAUCCUGGAUUCAAGUCAAAACUUGAAGCAUGGCUACAGUCAAUCCCUGAAUACCCCAGGCCUUUUGCAUUCCAUCUGGGAAAGAUUACAGAGCUGUUUGACAUGAACGUAGAAUCACUUUUCCCAGACGAUACAAACCAAGGAUGUUUGGGAGCCGCUGUUAAGAAUGACCCUGCCACGGGAAAAUUCUACUUUGAAAGUAAAAAGACUGUUGGAAAAGAAAUUAAAAUAGUAAAGAACUAUUGCAAGUAUGGAACAAGCAAGAAAGAAUUUCAAGAACAGUUUGACAUGCGAAGACUUGCGUUGGAAAGAGCUAUUGCAGUUUACAUGGAGGAGGGGCCUAUACCAUCUACGGAACAAUUAAUUCCAGCAGGACGUCCUGGGUGUGAUACCUCUUUUACUGCCUUUGAUAAAUCGUCUUUUCCAACUUGGGAAAAUCUAAAAUCUGGUCCAUUUAGAGUCAUCUUCGAUAUGGAUCGUGAUAUCACAGGAAUAGUCGCCUCCGAUGACAUCGUUCAAGUGUCUUUAAAACAUAAAAGGUGGUACACUCAAAGGGAUGAGACCGUCUUACAUUUGUAUGAUGGGUUUGAUAACGGACAAAGUACGUCUGAUCUGACAUUGAAAAGGAUAUCCAUAAAGGGUUUGCUGAUGACUUAUGACGAGAAUAAUGGAAUGCUUAGGAUAACCAACGACGACAAUAAUGUAAUGAAGAAAGAGGGUAUUACGAUAUCACAGAAAAUAGUUGGUAGGCCCAUAGCACGAGUUGAGUCAUUGUCGAAGCCUAACGAAGACAACAAAGAGGAUAUCGCAUCCUUUAAAGUGGCAUUACCCUGUAACGUGAAAUGGUCAAACGUUCAUAGCUUUGAGCCUACAGAAAAGGGGAGUUGUGUCAAGUUUACUGCUGCAUCAGCUGGUGACAUUUUUGUUGUGUUCGCCUUAAUCCCCAGUAAAAAAGAUACUUGGUACACUGUACAUAUAUCAUCUGAUUCUGCAGGGGUCUACAAAGCAAACAAAGUCCAGCAAAUGGAAACGACCAUCAUUUCUGCAUGGGGACUAGGCGACUCUAAUCUUUUUCAAACGUAUUCGGUUUGCCUUACAAAAACAAAAGACACCUUACAUAUACAAUACGGAAAAGUCAUCGAAAAUGAGGAUAAGAUGACAGUAUAUUUGGAUUACAAAGAUACGAGCGACCCUAUACUACCCGAGUUUUAUGCUUUUGGGAGUGGAAUGCGCGAUGUACAAUUGGUGCAAAUAUCCAUCUUACCAAAAGCGUCAAUGGGACAAGUGGAGUGUGGGGCUGAUGGAUCAGGCUCAAAAGAGAAAGAUUGCUUCAAAUGCCAUCCGCAGUGCAUCAACGGUUGCUUCAAGAGACAGAGUGAUAAAGCAUGUAGGGCCUGUCGUAGCUUAACGGUAAAUCUCGUAGAUGGCAGUAAACAAUGUGUAGAGAAAUGCCCAGGCGGUACCAAAGAGGUUAAUAAAGUAUGCAAGAUUCAAGCUAAAGUGAAAACUGAAGUGAAAGAAAACAACAAAGAAUGUAAAGCAGACACCUUAGGCAAGGGAUAUCAGGGGAAAUUGUCCAUCACCAAAUCCGGAAAAACGUGUCAGAGAUGGGAUACUCAGAGCCCCCAUAAACCCAACCAUGAUAUUAAGCCUAGUAACUUCCCUGAAGACACUCUGAAAGACGCUGAAAACUAUUGCCGCAACCCCGAUAACGCUCAGGAAGGUCCUUGGUGUUAUACAACAGAUAUUAACAAAAAAUGGGAAUAUUGUUAUGUCCAAAAGUGUGUUGCAUGCGAUAAUUUGAAAGGAUUGCUACCUGAUAUUCCCUCUGAUCGACUAACUGCAUCAAGUUUCUGGGUUUCUGCAGAACCAAAUCAAGGCAGACUGGACACAAAGGGGACGUCCUCAAAAAGUGGGGGCUGGCUUGCUCGUUCAGGCAAGAUAAAUACAAACCAGUGGAUUCAAGUUGACUUAGGUCGUGUGAUGAAAUUCCUUGGUGUGAUCACACAGGGGAGAAAUGGCGUUGACCAAUGGGUCAAGACAUUCCGCAUAGAUUACAGUACAGAUGGAGAACAAUUCAUCACUAUACUGCAUAGUGCCGGACAACGGACAACGGAAUUUCAAGGAAACUCGGAUCAAAACACUAAAGUACGCCACAUGCUCGAUAGGCCUAGGCAAGCUAGAUAUGUACGUAUCAACCCGAGAACUUGGAAUUCUUAUCCAUCGAUGAGAUUUGAUGUCAUUGGUUGCGACAACUAGCCUAUGCAAGCAAAAUAAUGCACUCGAUUGAUCUGUAUCUAUAUGAUAGUUAAUAAAGAUUUUCAAUCCUGCAUUAAAAGUUCUCAUGUAGACUGAUAGAUGAUAACAAUAAUGGCAAUUAGGUAGUUUUAUUUCACGAUUUUUGCAAGGUAAUUAUUUCACAAGUACCAAGUCGAUCAAUAA
Molecule: messenger RNA, 4092 nt
Organism: Owenia fusiformis
Lineage: Eukaryota; Metazoa; Annelida; Polychaeta; Sabellida; Oweniidae
Source: the annotation of a GenBank genome assembly